AUGGGUUUAGGGCCUAUAAAGUUCACGAAAUUUGGUUACCAUCAUCUCACCAGUUUUGACAUCGAAAAUCUUCAAACGAGAGGUUUCGUUAAAGUAGGAAAAUGGUUAGAAAACGAAAAACACUUGACAAUUAAUUCAGAAAUCAUAUUUCCUGGGCAAGCCAUAAAACCUCCUGAUGAAUCUCAUGGCAGUCUUCACGGAAAAACACUUAAUAUUGGAAUAAUUAUAAAAAUAGAUUUGGGCCUAGCUGCCUUCACGGUAUCUUGGAAAAGACAAGAAGUUAUCACCUUUACAGCUCCUUACUACGAUUUAGGUUUGGCUAUAUUAAUGCCAAAAUAUAAUGCAAAAACUAAACAAAAUUAUUUUGCAUUUUUAUCACCUUUCGAAACAACAGUGUGGCUUACCAUUGCUGUGUCGGUGAUUUUUACUUCUCUAGUGCUCGUUAUAUGUGUAAAUUUAACACCAAAUAAUUUUAACAACAGUAGAAAGGAGAUAAGAAAAACAAAUCAAAGCGUUAGAGAUUCUUCUUGGAUCACUUUUCCACAAGCAUUUUGGUGGAGCUUCUCGUCGCUUGUAGCCCCGGGAACAGAAUUUGAACAACAAAAGAAUCUUCCGGCAAGAAUUGUAAUGGUGACAUGGUGGCUAACUACCGUUAUUCUUAUUGCAGCAUAUACAGCAAAAUUGGCAGCAUUUAUGACAGUCCAAAAUAUGAAACAAGAAGUUAAUUCUCUGGAAGAUUUGGUGAAAUUGAGUACAAUUCCAUUUGGAAUUCUGAAAGAUUCUUAUGUUGAGAACUUUUUCGCCAGCAGUCACUACGAAAUGCAUAAAAUAGCUUACAAGAUGAUGAAAAAUUAUAAUACAUUCAUAAACAAUACUCUCGAAGGCGUAGAGAGAGUUAGAGCAUCGUAUUAUUUGCCAGAGGGCCACAAGGAUCGUUUUGCUCUUAUUUGUGAUUCACUUGAUGUGGAUUACGCUUCUAUGCAGAGGCCAUGCAAUGUCGAACGAGUUGGAAGACUUUUCGGAUUACAAAAUUACGGUCUUGGUUUGCCCAAAGGUUCUCCGUUUGAGAAACAAUUCACAUCAUCUAUUUUAAAGCUAAGAGAAGAAGGAUAUAUGGAUUUUUUGAAUAAACGAUGGUUUAUCAAUAAUUGUCCAGAUAACAGAAUAGGAAGCGAAGAACAUCAAAUGGAUAUUAACAAUUUAGCUGGAGUUUUUCUGUGUUAUUUGGGAGGUCUUUUUGUUGCGCUCUUGUACGUAACUAUCCUGUGGAUAAAAGAAAAGACCAAGAGCAAGAAGAAAACAGUUGUUUCACCCAAUCCAGAUCAUAGUUUUAUAUCGUAAGAAGACUCUUCUGGAUGAUUCUUCUUCACUUUGCUGUUCUUCACAUUUUCUCAC
This is a messenger RNA of Centruroides sculpturatus (bark scorpion), 1395 nucleotides long. RefSeq names its product glutamate receptor 2-like. Gene Ontology annotation, molecular function: signaling receptor activity; ligand-gated monoatomic ion channel activity. The coding region runs from base 1 to 1341 and encodes 446 amino acids. The record is from RefSeq and is a predicted model, not a curated record. The transcript has 10 exons. NCBI's taxonomy places the organism in Eukaryota, Metazoa, Arthropoda, Arachnida, Scorpiones, Buthidae. Gene Ontology annotation, cellular component: plasma membrane.